AUGAUCGUCCCGGAGGCGCCACGAGCCACGCUCGUUCCUGCCGGCGUCCAACGCGCAGGUCGAUGGCAGCAGUGCCAAGCGGCGUUGAGUGCCGUGUAUCUCAUUGCUUCGAUGGGCAUCGGAUACUACUACUUGCAUCUCGUCCGCUCGAGCCUCGCGAGCGAUCUCUGGUGGCGCGGCUUUACUACCACGGGGGCGCAAACGUUCCUCGGCGAUCUGUACCAUCGACGUUUGCAGCUCAGCACUCCGGUGACGAUGUCGCUGGCGUCGCCGGAGCUCGUCUUGGAGAAGACGUACGCGGGUGCAACCUUUAUGGACAUGAGUCCUUCCUUGUCUCGUCACGUGCUGCUGCGCAAUUUGUCGCUCGAGAGCGUGCUGCCGCCGAUGCGGCGAUCGUCUUUUGCGUGGAACAUUCGCAUGUUCACGCAGUACUGCUGGGUCGAUUGGAACCACACGUACGAGCUCUCGGCGACGGCGGCGCGUCAGCGUCGGUGCUACUUGAAACAAGCCGCCAAUGCCGCGGUGUACUGGGAGCCGCUGCUGCGGAACACGGUCACGCAAGACAUCCUCCUCGGCCCCUACGGCGUCGCCAUGAAUAUCUCGCUCUUCCAGUACAUUGGCGCGACGUCGGCCGGCCACAACUGGCUCGUGUCUCUCAUGCACAACGAGUGGCUGCCGGAAGCAGACGAAGUGGAGCUGUGGAGGCGCGCGGGCUUGACCUACUGGCAGACGGAGCUCACCAACUACUACGAGCAGGGCCUGCAGCAGACGAUCGUUGUCGAGAAUGCACUCGGCAUUCAACAAAAUAUGACGAUUCACCUCAUGGCGCAGAGUUAUCGCGGCCUCGCGCUCUGGACGCUUGCAAGUGCGUACGCCGGUGUUUGGAACGACCUUCUCGAGUGCCAAGCCCGGCGCUGCAGUCUCAUUCGCGGCGCCAACAGCUACUCGGACAAUAUCAAGCAGAAUUGGGAGGUGCUGCUACUCGCCAUCCCUGUCAACAAGACGCUGCCAAAGCUCAUCGACGCCAACAUCGGACCCAUGGCCAGCAUCGACGUACGCAUUGUGCCCCUACCCCCCGCGCUGCAAGCCUACUACGCAAACUACCAACGCUCGAUCGUCGCACCGCUUUUGCUGUCGCCUGUCACGGCGGCUGGCUACAUGCAAGUUCCAGCGCUGGUGGCGGCGGUAUCCCCCCCGGCAUGGCGGGGGGUCAAUAUGACGUACUUUGGGGGCAACCCCAUGUGUCUCAACGCCAAACCCCAGCUUUUCGUGCAAGACCAGUUUGGCUUCUACGAUGCGUGCGACGCCCAAGCGCCCGCAAUUGUCAUUGGAACACGUCCUAGCCUUCUCUUCUCGCUCGCGACACUUGCCGUUACCGACAAAGACAUGCUGCACCGACUCGAUGUCCUCUGCAGCGGUUGUGCUCGAGACGACGGCUAUCACGACUGCAUGGCGACGCUCAAGCCAAUUGCUGCCGUGGUCACCGCCAUGGAUCUCUCAUCCCUCGCGAUCUUCGCAGGGGAUCUGGCGCUAGCAAUGAUGCAGCUGAAUCUCAGCAUGAUUCAGCUGGGUGUGAACGGAACAUCGUCCGUCUUCUUGACCCAACGGACAAUCGCGCAUGGAGAUCCUUGGUCCUUCUUCGGCUGGACAAUGGUCUACGACUGGCUGCAAGGCACGCGGGAGGCAGUCGAGUUCGACACGGACACGGGGGCGUACAUGAUCUUGACACCGCACACAGCGCCGAGCCAACUGCCCGCGAGCCCUCUCGAGCUCCCAAACCAAGUGUGCUCGUACGUGUGGCUCAUCCUUCUUUACUCAAGCUUACUCAUGGGUGUCGUUGCCACCCUCGUCUUGCUCGCAUCUCUCCGGUCCCAUGGUGGCGAAGUCUUUGCUUUUCAUCGCGUCGCAAGCCUCGUGUGGGUUGGGCGGCCCUUCCUCAUGCUCCGGGGCACGGCGGCCCUUGUGAUUCUGAGCACAUCGCCAAUGCAAUUUGCGUCGGCCGAUGGUAUCACUCGCUUCGUCUUUGCGCCUCGCACUCCCUGGGACGUCAUAGUGCUCUCAAGCGAAGCCACAUGGAUCACGUAUGCGCUCGUGGACUUCGCCUUGCCUGUCGCCGAGGUACACGCCAAGUUUGCGGCGCCGCUGAGCGCGCUAAUUGCAUGGCUCGCAACGCUGCUCAUCGAGGUCGUCGCGCCGUACGAAGCGACGGCAACCUUUGAGCAGUCCUGUGAGAUUAUGCAGCUGGGGCUCGCAGCCACGUGUGCGGGAGGUGUCGUGCGCAUCGGCAGUCGCGAUCGCCUCGGGGUGCUGCUCCUUGUGCACGUAAGCAGCGUCAUCGUUUCGUUUCUGGCGGUGAUUGCGUGGCGCCGGCGAGGUCCCAUCUUCAACGUCCGAGGCAGCGACCUCUUGCCGGCGUCGGCGCAGGUGUUUUUGGCGCGUCCUGUGACAUGGCACACGCGGCCGACCACCGUGAUCAUGGCGGGCAUGUUCCCCCUGGCCGGUCGCAUGUUUGUCGUCAACCUCUGGCAAGUACUAACAGUCAACAAUACGCUCCAACUGCCUUCGCAAACCAGCUACUCGAGCAUCCGGAGCUUUUCGCUCUGGAAGUUUGGCUACCUGGAAAUUGGGGGUAUUAUAUACGUCAUCACGUCGGUGGUCGCUAGCUACACGUACAUUUAUAUCUCGUCGACCGCCAUGACCAACGACUUUUGGUGGGCCAACUUUAACGCGAGUGGGCACCAGACGUUCUUGACCAACUGGUUUACACAGCAGUUGCAAACCAGCAAUCAUUUGUCGCGCAUCGAUCUCACCAACCUCAGCUUCAGCGACAACUCCAAUCUCUACAACGUCUCCUCCACGACCGCCGCGGUCCCGAUGCUCUACGCGUCCAUGAUUCAAGACGAAGCCAACUCACUCACAAACGUCAUUGCUGGUCUGCGCUCCAUGGACGGCUGCUUGACGCCUUGGAUUGCCUCGUCCUACUGCUACCUCGACUUUAACCAGACGUGGGAGCUCGCAACCUCGGCGUAUCGUCAGGCCCAAUGUCGAGCGACAGAAACGACCAACGGUGCAGUGUACCUCGAAGGACUGCUUCGCAACGCCAACCAUGAAGAUCUGCAGAGUUGCUGGGGCGACUCGCUUCAAAUUGGUUUCUUCGACUUCCUCGAGACAUCGCUACUAGGUCAAGCGUGGCUCGUCGCGAUGCGAACAAACGCGCUGGACGUGGCUUCCGAGGCGGCCUACUGGCGCCAACACGGCAUCUCGGUCUACGUGACGCAGUGGCAAAACUACAAGGCACUCGGCGUCAUCGAGACAUAUUCGAUCCAGAACGCGUUUGGCAUUUCAUACCCAUUGACGCUCAAGUACUCGAACGGGUCACUGCACACGAACCAGCAGACGUCGUUCAAGAUGCAGUGGCCGCUCGCGAGCUUGCUGUGGGCCGUCGCUUCCAACAGCAGCGGUAUCGGCGGCCGUAGCCUCGUGCGCCAGAGCCCUACCUAUGGGUUUGCGAACGCUACCGUCUUCAUGGCCUUGACUCAAAACGGGACGAUAUCAAGCCCGCUCGAUGUCGGAGGCGAGCUCUUUGUCAAGGCAAUUGGUCCCUUUGGCUCGGUGGACUUGCGACGGGUGGCCUACCCGCCUUCACUCGUGGCUUGGUACACGCGCACGAGAGAAAUCCUGAACCAGCGGCUCGCAUUGGCCAACAGCAGCGUCGUUUCCGCUUUUCGCAGCAUUGGAUCGGCCGUGUCGAUCAGCGCUGCGCCGGCAGCGUGGCGUGAGGGUGUCACCACCAGUGCCUUUCGUGGCGGCGACAUCACGUGUCCGAUCCAAGUGCCAGGCGCGACUGUCAAUGUAUUUUACUCCAACGUCGGCGUCUGCGCCGGCCACAAGGGAGACGUGUUCAUCGUGGAUGGGCUCAUGACGACGCACGCGCUGCUCGCGCUCGGACCCGGCUUUGAAAUCGGCGCUACCUGCGCGCAUGCAACGAUGCAGAGAAGCGUCACAUGCAACGCUGUCUUCGGCGCUUCCCUGCUCUUCCUCUCGAGCCUCUUCACGGUAGACGAAUGGACGACUACGUCGAGCGCGGCCCCCACAGCGCUUCUGCAGAGUGAGUUGCGAGUCGCGAUCGCACAUUUUAUCAACGCGUCAACCGACGAUGGCGUUGGGCGUAUCGAGCUGCGCAAUGCGACCAUCCUCGACCCAAAAGACCCCGGGUUUCACGCGUUUGGCUGGCUCUACCUCCUCGAAUGGCUCCACGGUAUCCGCGAGGUCGUGGAAUUCCAGAGUGCGCACGGAGCCCUCGCCCUUCUCUCGACGCGCAAUGCCGUACACAUUGGGCCAGUGAACGCGCUUGAGAUUCCAGUGAACGUCGCCUUCUUCUGCCGCUGCGAGCUGCUCUACGUGAGCAGCGUCCUUCUGCUUGUGGCGUGCCUCGCGAUCGCGUACAUUGCAGCGACGCGAGGCUGCAUCGAGGGCUUCAACAUGUUCUCGCUGAAUCGCGUCACGGGACUCGUCUGGCUGGGGCGACCGCUGCUCCUGCUGCGCGGCGUCACGGCGCUUUGCCUUCUCUCGACGGCCAAGCUCGACCUCGGUUACUCCAACGGAUUCUUUCACCUCGUGUCGCAGCCGCAGUCGUGGUUCACGACCAUCAUGGCGGCGAGCGAGGCCACGUGGGUUGUGUACCUUCUCAACGACGCCUUCUCGAUCGUGACGCAGCAGUACACCGCCAUUUACGCCGACGUGAGCAGCAUCGCAGUCUGGAUCGCAGCCGCCAUCUGGAGCCUCGUGUCGCCUGUCCAGCAUCAAGUGACGUUGGCGCGCACCUGUGACGCGGUCGCUGUCGACAGCCAGCUCGUGUGCCACGCCGGCAUCUUGGCCAUCGGGGACGUCACGCGGUUCACCGGGCUCCUCGGGCUCGCGGUUGCUCUCGUCUUUGGUACAUACGCGGUGCAGCGCCUCCGGUUUCCACAGCUCCGCGACACGGGUCUGCGUACCACGUUGCUGCACGCAACAGCGUUUCACCACUUCAAGCAGGACGGCUGGGUCUUCCAGAACGUUUACCACAUGGACCGAGCCUCCGCUGCCUUUAACGGACUCUUGAGCCUCCCGUGGGGCUCGAAUGUUCUCGAUAUCAAGACGUGGCGGCUCUACGCUCGGCCUGUGAUCGACAUUGACAAGACGACACCGCCAUACCUCGCGCACACGAUCCCCGCCUACUUGCUCAUUACGACGGCGCUCGGCGUGUACUUUCUUAUUCUUAUCCAGCCCAGCGUCACCAACGACCUGUGGUGGGCCGGCUUUACGACGGCGGGGGCGCAAACCUUCCUCGCCGACGUCUUUCACCGGCGUCUGCAGCUCCAAGCUGAAGCAACGCUACCCCUCUGCGCGCCCGAGGUCCUCGUGGAGAAGAACUACUCGGUCCCGUCCUUCAUCGACAUGCGUCUCUCCAUGUCGCGACAGGUGCUCCUCGCCAACAUCUCGUUUGACGCGGUGAUUCCGGCACUGCGUCAAACCAGUUUUGCGUGGAAUGCACGCAUGUUUGCUCAGUACUGCUGGGUCGAUUGGAACCGGACGUACGAGCUCUCCAUCACGGCCAAGCGCCGGGCGCGCUGCGUCCAUCAGCAAAGAGAGAACGCAGGCGCGUACUGGGAGCCGCUUCUGCGCAACUCGUACAAGCUCGACGUUCUCAACAGCACGUACGGCGUCGCGCUGCAGAUCGUCCUCUUUGACCACAUUCAAAGCUCAGAGUCUGGUGCUGCGUGGUUGAACGAGCUCUGGGCGCACCCAUGGCCAUCGGUGGCGGACGAAAACCACGUCUGGCGCCGCGCUGGCUUGACCUACUGGCAGACGCAGCUCACCAACUACUACGAGCAGGGACUCCAAGAGACGAUCAUGAUUGAGAACGCACUGGGUAUCCGCACGAACGUGACGAUUCAUCUCAUGGCACAAAGCUACCGCGGCCUUCCGCUUUGGUCGCUCGUCAGUGCCUACGAGGGCAUUUGGAACGACAUUGCCGAGUGCCAAGCACGCAACUGCAGCCUCAUCCAUGGUGCCAACAACUACUCGGACAGUAUCAAGCUCGACUGGGAGCGCGUAGUGUACGGACUUAAGCUCGGCACGACGCUGCCCGACCUCAUUGACGCCAACAUGGGCGCCAUGGGCAGCAUCGACGUCUUUUUUGUUCAAACACCGAGCGCCCUCCAGCAGUAUUAUGCAGCAUACCAGGCCGGUGCGGUCGUGCCUCUCCUCAAGAAUGCGCCGGCGGCAGAGAUGUACAAGACGCUAGCGCCACUUACUAUAGACGCGGUGCCUCGGUCGUGGCGCGGCGAUGCUAUGAGCUACUUCACCGGCAACGCGAUGUGCGUGAGUGCAGCACAGCAGCCCUUUGUCCAGGACCAAUUCGGCUUUUACGAUGCAUGUACCGUCCAGAAACCAAGCAUCCUCGUAUUCUCCCGCCAAGCGCUUCUGUUUGCGCUCGUCACAUUCGAGUCCACGUCCAGGGGGCGUGUGGACAUUCCGGCCAUUUGUGGCCUCGCGACAACGACGGACGAUGCGUGCGACGUCUCGCUGGCGACCCUACAGCGCGUCCAGCAUACGAUCCAGUCGCUGCCAUCCACGGAUGUGCUCAGCGCAGCCAUGUCGCAGCUCAACCUGACGCUCAUUCAGCUGGCCAUGAACGGCAGCAGGCCGACCUUUUUAACGCAAACCGUACUGGCCGCCCAAGAUGCGUUUAGCUUUUUCGGCUGGGCGAUGGUCUACGACUGGCUCCAAGGAGACCGCGAGGUCUAUGCCUUCCAGACGGACGAAGGGUCGUACACUCUCAUGUCGCCGUACUUGGCGCCGACGCCAUUUCCAGCCAACGCGCUCGAGCUCCCACAGCAAGCGUGCAAGUACGUCUGGUACAUCCUUGUGUACUCGAGCGCACUCAUGUCACUCGUGGCACUCGCGGUACUCGCGGCAGCCAUGCACGAGAAUCUGCAUGUCACCGGCAUGGACCUCAUUGCGUUUCAUCGCGUCGCGAGCCCGACGUGGGUCGGCCGCCCGUUCCUGCUCCUGCGGGGGGUGGUUGCGCUCACUGUGCUCGCUACGUCGCCUGUCGUCUUUGUGGCUGAAGCCAGCGUCGCGCGAUUCGUGUUUGAGCCGCGUCCGGCCAUCGACGUCAUGGUACUCGCGAGCGAAGGUAGCUGGAUCACGUACGUCGUUGUCGACCUGUUCUUGCCGACGGCCGAGUGCCGCGCUCGCCUCUAUGCCCCGCUUAGCGCUGUCAUGGCUUGGUGUGUCUAUGUCCUUUGGGAAACCAUUCGUCCGUUCGAAGCGUCGCUGCACGUACAACAGACGUGCCGUGUCGUGCAGCUGGGGCUCCGAGCUACGUGCUCGGGCGGCGUUGUGCAGGUUGGCAGCGCCGAGCGCCUCUUCCUGUACGUGUGUGUGGGUUUGCUGAGCAUCCUCGGCGCUUGGCUGCUUGUACGUCUAUGGUGGGGCGCCGAGUGUCCGCCCCGAGGUCGGCAAAGCGAGCUCUUGCCCGCCGCUGCUCAAAUCUUUCUUCUAGCGGCUGCGCGUCCGCUGUGGUUCCAAGACCCGACGACGACGCUCCUCGCUGGUAUCGUUCCGGUCCGCCGCCGCUUUUUCCACGUCAACCUCUGGCAGUUUGUGCGCCUCAAUCCGUUGCUGCUUACAUCAGUGCACCCCAAAGCGAGAACGUCGAAUGUCCCAGUCACCCACGGGCGUCGAACGUCCACAACUGUCCUCGGUAUCGUGUACGUGCUCUUCUCUGUCGGAGGCAGCUUCACGUACAUCUACCUCUCCUCGACCGCCAUGACCAACGACUUUUGGUGGGCCAACUUUAACGCGAGUGGGCACCAAACAUUCUUGACCAACUGGUUUACACAGCAGUUGCAAGCCAGCAACCAUUUGUCGCGCAUCGAUCUCACCAACCUCAGCUUCAGCGACAACUCCAAUCUCUACAACCUCUCCUCAACGACCGCCGCGGUCCCGAUGCUCUACGCGUCCAUGAUUCAAGACGAAGCCAACUCACUCACAAAAGUCAUUGCUGGUCUGCGCUCCAUGGACGGCUGCUUGACGCCUUGGAUUGCCUCGUCCUACUGCUACCUCGACUUUAACCAGACGUGGGAGCUCGCAACCUCGGCGUAUCGUCAGGCUCAAUGUCGAGCGACAGAAACGACCAACGGUGCAGUGUACCUCGAAGGACUGCUUCGCAACGCCAACCAUGAAGAUCUGCACCGCUGCUGGGGCAACUCGCUUGAAAUUGGUUUCUUCGACUACCUCGAGACUUCGCUGCAAGGUCAAGCGUGGCUCGUCGCGAUGCAAACAAAUGCGCUGGACGUGGCUUCCGAGGCGGCCUACUGGCGCCAACACGGCAUCUCAGUCUACGUGACGCAGUGGCAAAACUACAAGGCACUCGGCGUCAUCGAGACAUAUUCGAUCCAGAACGCGUUUGGCAUUUCAUACCCAUUGACGCUCAAGUACUCGAACGGGUCACUGCACACGAACCAGCAGACGUCGUUCAAGAUGCAGUGGCCGCUCGCGAGCUUGCUGUGGGCCGUCGCUUCCAACAGCAGCGGUAUCGGCGGCGACAGUCUUGUGCGCCAGAGUCCGCAGUUUGCGUUUCGCAACGCUAGUAUUGCGACGGCACUCGCGAUGAACAGCACGCUCGAGUACCCACUGGACGUUGGACUGGCCCUCAUUGCUAUGUCUCUGGGUCCUUUCGGUACCAUCGAAAUGCGUCGCAUCGCGUACCCCGCCACACUGCUGGCGUGGCGCCAAGCGCUCCUCGCCACAUUCAACGCCGCUAUGGCGCAGGCGAGCGAUGCGUCGCACGAAGCAUUUCGUGCGAUCGGCGGUAGCGUCUCGUUCACGACCGCUCCUGCGGCGUGGAGCAACCGGCUUCUCGGCGGCGACCUCAUGUGCCCCACGCAGUCGGAGGCGUCGUUUGUCGGUAUUUUCUUCUCGAAUCUUGGCGCCUGUACCUUUUGCAUGGGCGACAACCAGGUGGUCGACGCCCGCUUGGGAAGUCUCGCGCUGCUUGCGUCCGGCCCCAGCGUUGACGUGGCGCAGACGUGUGCGAGUGGGACCCUCGGCACGUCCACGGCCUGUCAGACCUUUCUCUCGGCCACCAAAAGCUACCUCAAGACUGCCUUCUCGAACGCGGCUUGGGCUCGUGUCGCUGCCGCCUCGAUUGCGUCCAAGCACUUUGUCCAAACGCAGCUCCCAGUCGUGCUCGUGCAGUUUAUGGCGAACGCAACAGGGACGCACUUUGUGCAGUCGAGUCUUUUUGACGACGUCGAUCCCGGGUUCCACCUCUUUGGUUGGCUUUACGUCCUCGAGUGGCUGGCUGGCAGUCGCGAAGUCGUCACGUUUUCCAGCGCCGACGGUGCGUACACGGUUCUAUCGGGGCGCAACCCCGUGCACAUUGGACCUGUCAACCCACUCGAAGUGCCCGUUAACGUCGCACUCUACUUCCGCGGCGUCCUCCUCUAUGUGUCGAGCGUUCUCUUCUUCGUUGCGUGUCUCGCUUGCGGCUAUAUCGUCUCGAGCCAUGGCCAUAUCGAAGGCUAUAACAUGCUAGCGCUCAACCGCGUGACCGGUCUCGUCUGGAUCGGCCGACCCCUUAUCUUUCUACGAGGGAUCACCGCCGUCUGUCUUCUCUCGACCGCCAAGCUGGACCUCAUGCAAUCCCAUGGGUUCUUCUACCUCGUCUCGGUGCCCCAGCUGUGGCUCACCACCGUCAUGGCCGCGGGCGAGACCACGUGGCUCGUCUUCAUUUUGAAUGACGCCUUCUCUGUCGCCACACAUCAGUACACCUCGCUCUACGCAGCGCCAAGCAGUCUUCUUGUUUGGCUCGUCGCCGCAAUUUGGACACUCACUUUGCCGGUGGAUCACUACACUGACGUGCACCGAACGUGCAUCGUUCCAGCUGUGGACCUGCAGCUGGUCUGCGACAGCGGCGUCAUCUUCAUUGGCGACUUGAGCAGGUGUCUCGGCCUCCUCGGGCUAGUCGUGGGCCUUGUCAUUGCGAGCUACGGUAUCCAGCGCUUGCGCUUUCCGAACGCGACAGACACGGGUAUACGGUCCCACCUCCUGUACGCAACGGCGUACCACCACUUUAAGCAGGACACGUGGGUUUUCCAUGGGGUGUACCACAUUGACCGCGCCUCGGCCGUCAUCAACGGACUCCUCUCGCUGCAACUGCGCGACCGGCGAAUGUUGCUGCUGGACAUCAAGACGUGGCGGCUUUUUGCCCUGAAUCUAGAGUCGCUCGUGGAGCCGGACUUUCCGCACCUCGGUUCGGCCAUCCCCCUCUAUUAG
Messenger RNA from Saprolegnia parasitica CBS 223.65, 10326 nucleotides. RefSeq lists its product as hypothetical. The transcript is spliced from 2 exons. The record is from RefSeq and is a predicted model, not a curated record. Bases 1 to 10326 code for a protein of 3441 amino acids. NCBI's taxonomy places the organism in Eukaryota, Oomycota, Saprolegniomycetes, Saprolegniales, Saprolegniaceae.